UUCGAGGCAGCUAACCGGGAGUUUGAAAGCACGGAGUCAGGAAGUGACACUUCGGACAUUUCAGAAGAACUUUCUACACAAGAUGGAGAGGGAAAGUCCCCAGGAGAAACAGCAUCUGGCUUGAAAACUGGACCUGAGGACUCUGCUCUCCCUGACACUCAAUUACAAAGGGGAGAAAGACCAACGAGCACUUGCUCCUCUUCCACUGUGGUGGGAGAAGUAGUAAAAACUAUGCAGCACUUCAUGGAGAAGUUCGGCGUGGACCUGUUCACUGUUACACAGGCCUUUCUGAAAAACACUGGUGAAGUGGAGACUACUUUAUACUUUCUGCAGACAGGGCAGCGCUUGGAUGGAUACCCUGUAUGGAGCAGAGAGGAUGAUCUGGAAUUGCAAAAAGACGAUGAACGUGUCAGAAAUAAAUUGAUAGCAAAAUUUGGAGCUGAAAAUGUAGCAAAGCGGGUAGCAUUUAGGAAAAGUUAG
Molecule: messenger RNA, 480 nt
Organism: Pelecanus crispus (Dalmatian pelican)
Lineage: Eukaryota; Metazoa; Chordata; Aves; Pelecaniformes; Pelecanidae
Source: RefSeq, a predicted model, not a curated record